Molecule: messenger RNA, 7746 nt
Organism: Owenia fusiformis
Lineage: Eukaryota; Metazoa; Annelida; Polychaeta; Sabellida; Oweniidae
Source: the annotation of a GenBank genome assembly
GAAGGAGGUUCCCUCAGAGAAUUCCCGAAAUGCAGGGAAUUUCCCGUGAUUUUGACAUGAUUUCUAGCUGAAUAAUCGCAUUGCCGAAGAAGACAUUGGUGGCACACGAAGUACCGACUACUACUCCAUGAAUCUGGAGACGAACAAGUUAAGUGGACGUGUAUUUAGCUUGAAUAUUGAGGUUAUACUGAUAUGCCACGUCGGAAAACGGUCAAUCCCCAACCAUCGCAGGAUGACAUACAAGAAGAAAUAAUAAUAGAAAUGGAUGACAGUUCAACAAACAUGGAAAUCUCUGCAUCUAAUGAUGAGACUGAGCCCACAGUGACAAGCCAGGUGUCUUCCAGAGGCAGAAAAGCAAGUGAGAUAGCCAAAACAGAGAGCAAGCCACAGAAGAAGAAUGUCAUAGAACCAACAGAAAAGAGAUUGAGGUUGGAAACUGAAUUUGUGAAGGAUGAGGAGAGUGUUACAGUAGAUGAUACUCUAGUGGAGAUUGAACAGCCACGUGAGAGCGAGACACUUGAAGCUGUUCCAUCAAGUAGCAAGACUGCAGAUAAUAGGAAUCUCUCUCUGGAGGCCUUAUUCAACAUAACAGAUGCUGAACUAAAGAAAAUAGCUGAUAACAAGAAGGAAAAUGUUAACAAACCAAAUGAUGGGGUAAAGUUAACCAAUGAAACAAAUCAGCCAGUAAUCGGUAAUAUGGGUGUAAAGAUUGUCUAUCCCCAUGGAGUGAGUACUUUCCCGCACCCUGUUAAACUCACCUAUGGAGAUGGGGUUAUUGUAACAGCAGUGCCUGAGAAAGGAGGUAAUAUUGUAACUGGUUCUCAAACCCAUAAUAUAAUAGCAGUACAGCCAGAAGUCAAGGGAGCUAAUGUAGGGAGACCUAGAAAACAUCCUCAAAAACCAGGGAAGCAUAUCUGCCCAUAUUGCUCCCGUGGCUGUGCUAAACCCAGUGUUCUUGAGAAACAUGUCCGUGCACAUACAGGUGAAAGACCAUUCCCGUGUAAAGCAUGUGGGUUCUCUUUUAAAACUAAGAGCAACCUUUACAAACAUUGUAAAUCAAGAGCACAUGCUAUAAAGGCUGGUCUUGUGUCCCAGCAACCAAUAAGCUCAACAGGAGAAUAUGUUGUUUUACCCAUGGUCUCUGAUAAUCAAGAAACUGACAGUGAUGAAGGAGUGAGUGACACAGUUGAGGUACAAAAUGAAGAUGCUGCCACCAGCAAAGAUAACCUCAUAGAUAAUAAUAAAGUUAAUGAAGUAGAACAGGUUCAAGUAGAGGUAUCUGAAAUGGACAAUAAAUUGACCCAGAACCAAAUUAUCCUUGAAGAACCUGUAAAAAGUAUUCAAGGUGGAAGGAUUUAUUUAACAGAUCAACAAUUCUAUGAUAUCUCCUAUGUGAAUCAAAAUUACACAGACUCCGAAAAUGAUGUACAAGAAGUAGUUCUACAAGAGGACUUGCCUCAAAUGAAAGUACCACCACCUAAGGCCCAGAGUCUACCAACUGUAGCAAAGCUACUACAAGAGAGAGCAAAGCAGGAUGAAAUCACUACAGCUAACCCUACUUUACCCCAGAGUGUACCAACUGUAGCAAAGCUACUUCAAGAUAGAGCAAAGCAGAAUGAAAUCACGACAGCUAACCCUACUUUAUAUAAUUCAGAUAAUGGAACACAGAGCCAGAAACAUAUCAGUAGCAAGGUAGAGAAUAUAUCUGACAACAGCAUGAAGAUAACACUACAGCUUGUCCAGGGUGAAGAUGAUGCCACUAAAAAUAGCUUGCCUCAAGGCAGUGGAGAUCAAACCCCAGUGAAUCCCGAUGUGAUCCGUGAUCGUAUCUCUACACUGAUUUCAAGAAAUUCUGCCAUUGUUGAUAUUCCUAUGGCUGAAGCUCCUCGUUCAAAACGUUAUUCACGUCAGAACAGUGAUGUUAAAAUGAUAGAGUUACAGCAGCCAAGUACAUCACAGGUCCUCCAGUUACAAAAAACAGGGAACAUACAACUUCAACAAGUUCAACAAGACACCUCUAAAUCCCAGGUGCAUUUUUUGUCCCAGGCCGAGCCGACAGACCAGCCACCAGGGCUCCAGCUCUCGAAUUUAUAUACGAGGACAGUGAUACCAUCUACGUCAUCCAGUCCCCUCCAGAAUCAAACUGACCAUGCUGUUACAGUCGAUUGUGAAUCAAAGGAGAUCAAGAUCCACUUCAAACUGCCUAAGCCAGAUGAAAUUCAGACAGGUGAUCAGCAAGAGGAUAUCUACAGCUUGCAUAAUCCAGAAGGAAGUGUCAUCAAGGAUCUGCUUUUGAAGAGUAGGCCAAGAGUGGUGUCUACUGUACAGAAAACAUAUGUAGAAUCACCUGUUAAGGCAACCUCUACCCCUGCCCAAAAUAUACCCCCAUCAGCCUUGGAUACUACUAAUGUAGAACACUUGUAUGGUCCUUAUCUAUGUGGUACUUGUAACAAUUCUUUCAAAGAGGAAAAUCAUCUGGAGCUUCAUCAGCAAUAUUACUGUAAUCCAACAGGACUUGAUUCCCAUGUUGUUGAUGCUGGUGGGGAUAAUGUCCCAACUGUUGAAGAGUUCCCUACCAUCACUGCUGGUACAUCUCCUGAGGAGCGAGAGAAAAUAACAAAGAUGCUCGGUGAUACAAGCAGUACAAACAAAGGAAGUCGCAAACGUAGAGAAUCAGAACCAGCAUCUAUAGUAGUGGCCGCUUCUCCACAGAAGAAACAGAGGAAAAGCAGAUUUACUACUAUUGCCAUGAAGAGUGGAAUUGAAAGACAGAUGAGUGCACCAACUACUGAACUCCAUUCUGUGCUAGUUAAUAAGCCAUUCAAUGAUGAUGUUUUAAAUGAGGAAAUCGUACCAACCACACCAACGACCAGUAACAAGUCAUUGAAGAUGAAAUUAAAGGGCCAUCUAUUAUUAAAGCGAUCCCAGAGCAUGGACAUGGCUAAAAUUGAUGAAUCUGUUAAAGAAGAAACAACAACCAACCUUGCUGAUUCAGUUGCGAAUGAGGUCAGUGUCUAUACAACUGACGACAAAGAAUUCCAAAUUGUUGGUGAUUUAGCAGAUGACGAAUAUGUGAUCAUUGAAGAAAAUGAUGAAGUCCCUGAUAAUGCCAAUGAUUUACUCACAAGGGCUGGACUGUAUGACUCCAGGGCACAUGUUAAUGUACUUCAACGUUUGAUACCAAACAUGCAAAGUCUACAGCUGUGUAAGAAACCCAACAAGGAGUUAGCACCUAUUAAGUUAGCUUCUCUGAUAAGAUCACCAGAUAUGGCCACAAUGGCCCCACUUCUUCAGGUGAACCAUAUAGGAGACCUGCCUUCAGACUCCACACAGCUGUAUGUUGUCACAAGAAUGACUGAGAAACUUGAAGAUGAUGCAUUUAAUGCCCAUCUUAGGAAAAUAGGGCGAGCUGCCAUGCACAGAUCUUUUUCUAUGAAUGAUGCAGCAUAUGUACAACCAAAUACAAAAUCACCUAUUGGACCACCCAGAAUGAUAACACCAGAUGUCCAUAGCCCAUCAACAAAUAAACCAUUAUCUGGGUUGGAUUUGUUAGCUCUUCAACCAGUUAGCAAAUUACUGAAUGCCCAAUCCCCUUCCACGAAGAACAAAGCUACAGCAAUGAUGUUAGGGCACUCUCAUCCAAGCCUCAAGAAUGAUACACAUGUUUCAUUCUGCUGUGUGAAGAAACUCCAACCAAUGUAUGUGCGCCAGGGUGUGUAUAGGAAAAUUUCAAUGUAUUCAAAUUGGAGGGUGGCUCCCCACAAUCUUGACCCAGAGUGGCUGACAUCCCGAAUGCAGUUAUCCCUUUAUAAGACAUCAACAUCAAAGUACAACAGCAAUUCACUCAUUUCCAAUCUCUCUGCCAAGAAUACAUGUGGAACAUUGACACAUUCAAGUUAUUGGAACUACUAUAACAAGCUUCAACAGAUCAAACCAUCUGAUGGAAAAACAAAGGAUAAUUAUACAAUCAAAAAGCUCCCCAUAGAUAUAAAAGUUUCAACUGAAGAGAAGGAUAUAUCUCACAUAAAUGCAGAGGCUACUGCUUUAGAAAGUAGGGUGAAGCUGAGACAGGUCCUGAAGGAGAAACAGCCCAAGCGAGAGAAGAUAUUCCAGGGAGGAUUCAAGAGUACUGAGGAGUAUAUAUACGUGAGAGGCCGGGGUAGAGGUAAAUAUGUCUGUGAGGAAUGUGGGAUUAGGUGUAAGAAACCAAGCAUGUUAAAGAAGCAUCUUAGAACACACACUGAUCUAAGACCUUACCACUGCCAACACUGCAAGUUCUCAUUCAAAACCAAGGGGAACCUGACCAAACACAUGAAGUCUAAAGCUCACUAUAGGAAAUGCUUUGAGAUUGGUGUGCGCCCUAUACCAACCAAUGUGGAGGAUUACCAGAUAGACCAGAUGGCUCUAGCAAGGCAGCAGCACCUAUAUGCCCAGGCCCAGCUAGCUGAUGAGGCAGGGGAAGAUGCUGGCUCUGAUAAUGAAGAUGGCGAUGGAGAAGAUUCAGAUGGCAAUGAGAGCUAUGAACUUGUCAUGGAUGUUGAUGAACUAGAUCAAGGAGAUGAAGCUUUAACUUCUGACCCCAAUCUGCAGCCUAAACAGAUCAAGAUAAUACAAACUAAAGGGUCACAAGACCAUGUUACAUACAUAAAUGUCAGUGACUUGGCAACUGAAGAUGGAGCACUGUCCAAUUUGAUCACUGCAAGGCCUAUAACAUACAGUGGACCCCCCUCUUCACAGGAGAAAGUAAAGGUCCAGCUGGUGUUUGAUAAAGGUUCCACAGCAGAAAUGUUACGCCAAGUCUCACAAAAUACAGAUGACUCUGGUGCAGCAGGACCAGAUGAAGUAGCGAUGGCACGUACCUUGCUAGAUCUCUCCCAGGGAGGCCAGGGGUCACAGGGUGGUAAGAGACGUCAUCAGUUAGCAAGGCACCAGAGUGCCCCCACAGGAGCUGAUACAGCAGAAGGUGGCAGCAGAUUAAAAUCACUAAUUGGGGAACUGAUAUCUCGUACUAAGGAUGGUGAGCAAGGCCAAGAAGGUGAGGAACAAAUGGCAAGUUCAAACAAACCUGAGUACAAGAUGAAGUCAUUUCAGCAGUUUGAUGGUGACAAGUUUGAACAGCAUGCUGGAGUAACAGAGAUCACUAUUGGUGAUGAUGACAGCGCCACUAUUCUGGAUAAGGUUGGGCAUCAUAAUGCUCCAAAGUCUAGCGUGAUAAUGGCAACCAGUGUCCAGAAGUCGACCAAACCUCAAUUAGCGUCAGCCUCUGAUGUUCAGGUCUGCCCAAAUCUCUUUCCCCGUCCUAAGUCUACUGGGUCAACCACAUAUGAGCAGAAAAUUCGAGCUUUACUCACUGCGAACCAGGAUGCCCUAAAGGAUGGCUCCAAUGAAAUUAGUGGAACUACAGUCACAUCUAUGGAUAUACAACCUGUUGUGUCAAAACCUGGCAGGAAUACUGGUCCAAUAGUGGGCCAGUUGAUCAGGAGUGAGGAGAAGGAAAUCAAAAAGCAACCAGCCGGCGCAAGGACUCCUGUGUUUCAGUUCAACCAUCCAUUCUUACCUGGAAACAACAAGAAUGAGUUCACUUCUAAAGGACCUAAAACACCAGUUAAAGUGAAGCAUACUCCACAGUUUGAGACUCCUGUGAAGGAGACUAAGUCUAAUAACAUUCUUUACAUAAAGAGUGACACUCCUGUGAAGGAGACUCAAUCUCCUAGUGUUAUAUAUAUCCAAGGUGAAGCUCCAGUUAAGGAGACUAAGUCUCUCGAUGAUGGCCAUUCAACACCUCUCCAGACAAAUAUUGAUAAAGAAGAGAGUGAUGCCAUUCGACCAUCCAGUCUGAACAUAAUGCUACCAGUCACUAUUAACAUUGCCCCUAACACUCAGGCAGACCCUGCUCCAAUCAACUUAUCAGGUAAGAAUGACCCACCUGACACUCUGGAAGCAAGCAGCGCAAAUAAAGGGCCUCAGUUGGUCAUUACCCCAAGCAGCUCUGCAGGAGGAAAACCCAACGUGAAGUUGGUAUCACCAACAAUCAACUCCCCUAGCAGUCCUAAGAUUAGCAUUCAGACUUCACAGGGAACUAUAUUUCAGUCACAACAGCAGGUGUUUUUUGUUACAAGUGAAAACCGAGCCCCGUUUGAAAUCAUGCCCAUACCAGGAAAAGUAGCAGAUUCUACGCCAUAUAUGAUUGGGAAGAAAUACGAAUGUGAUAUAUGCGAUAAACAAUUUAACCAACAGCAUCAGCUUACCUUGCAUAAAAAUAUACAUUACUUUGAGAAAACUUAUAAAUGUGAAGACUGCAACAUGAGCUUCAAAAGUCUUGGUUUGUUAGCCAAACACGAAAGAUCUCUUAGUCAUUUUGCCAGGCAAGGACAAGUAAUCCAGUCACAGCAGCCUGUACCCACCUCAGAUAAUCCCAGACCCUUCAGGUGUGAAGAUUGUGAUAAAGAUUUCCGUAUACAAGGACAUUUAGCGAAACAUUUCCGUUCCAAAAUGCACUUGAUGAGCUUGGAGCGACUAGAUAAGAUCCCAGCUGGGCAUCUCUGUGAUAUUGACCCAAUGGGUGUAGAUGCCACAGAUUGUGAUACUGCAUUAAGCAGUAUACUUGAGAUGAUUAGCCACAUGGAUGAUACCACUGGCCAGCUUAGAUCAACUAUUAUUAAAGAAGAUGAUGUAGAAGAUAUGGAAGUUGAUACUGUUGAAGAGUCUUACAACCAAACACACAAUAUUAGCCCACACACAGUAUCAGAGCCUCAAAUAAUUGUCAUCCAACCUCCCAAUAAUGGAGAUGAAACAAACGCAUAUAUCCCACCCUCUAUAAAUGUCCAAAAUAUGACCUCAUUGGUAUCAGAUAGUCCUACUGCAGCGAUUGAUGACAUUCAGGAGAGAACGUGUUAUGUCUGUAAUAGAGUAUUCAAGAAUGCUAGCUUUGUUCAGACUCAUAUUCUCACAGAACACGGCACUUUGGAAAAGGAUCCUAACUCUAGGCUGUUCCAGUGUCCACAUCCUGGCUGCUACAAGGAAUAUGACAGCAAAGAGUCAUUCAAGUAUCACAUAGGUUCCCAUGCAGUGAAGCGUGAUGCUAAACCAAACUCUCACAGCUGCCAUAUAUGUGACAAGUCCUUCAAGACAAUUAAUAUGUUGAAGCAACAUAUCGCAGGGCAUGCCAAUACCCGGCCAUUUGUCUGUGAAUACUGUGACGCUGGUUUCACCACUGCACAGGCCCUGAAACUGCAUAAACGCACACACACCCAGGAGCGCCCCUAUGUAUGUGGUCUGUGUGGAGAUACAUUUGCAAGGUCCGACCACCAGAAACAACAUAUGAAAACCCACAAAGAUGAUAACCAACCCCCCACAGCAAACACACCAGUUGAAGCUAGUCCACCUGGCUCUGAAGCUUGCCAGAAUACCACAGCAGGUGCACCUACAUGUAUAAUAGUACCCUCUGAGCUUGAACAGCCCAGCACCAGCAUGGUGCCUCAAACUCAAACACCUCCUCGAUCCAUUAUAGAGACUGAUAGUGCAGGUGUUGAACAAGAGAUAUUGGUUCCAAUGGCUGCAUUGGAUUCAUUAGGUUUAACCCUCCAGGAGUUCACAGAGUCGAUUGUCUCUGGCAAGAUUAAUGUGCGUAAAUCAAAGGUGAAUGUGAGCAGAAUGAUAAACAGUGACACUCCUGGAGAACAGCAGACUAAUACUGUAAUAUAUGUUGACAGUCAGCUUAAUUACAAAACACCUACUGAGGUCUGA